Messenger RNA from Culicoides brevitarsis, 2069 nucleotides. Its product is annotated as scavenger receptor class B member 1. Bases 134 to 1927 code for a protein of 597 amino acids. Gene Ontology annotation, cellular component: membrane; cytoplasm. Gene Ontology annotation, molecular function: scavenger receptor activity. The record is from RefSeq and is a predicted model, not a curated record. The transcript has 8 exons. Lineage: Eukaryota; Metazoa; Arthropoda; Insecta; Diptera; Ceratopogonidae.
ACAUCAAAUUAUACUGAAAAACAAAGUUCAAGAGCAAGGAUCAUUCGCUUGAUAAAUAUUUGAUAAUUAUAUCGUCAACGUCAAAUUAUUGUUAUUAUUUCUACUAUUAUUUCAAUUCAACAAUAACAACAACAUGACAACUAUUGAAAAUAUCAAGGUAGACAGAAGGAAAAAACGUUUCCUCAAAUUUGGAUUUUGCGGAAUGAUUUGUCUCAUAAUUGCCUUUGCCAUCAUUCAUAUCAACCCACUGCAAAUGGUUGCGGAUGACAUGCUUUCAAUUCGGAAUGGUUCCUACGCUUUUAAUUUAUUCAAGAAACCACCGCUCGACGUUUUCAUAAGUGUGUAUGUCUUUAAUAUAACGAACGGAGAACGCUUCUUGUCCGGAGACGAUCCAAAAUUAGCAAUUGCAGAAGUCGGUCCAUAUGUUUAUCGUGAAAUUUUGACACACAGAAACCUUACUUUUAAUCCAAAUGGAACAUUAACGUAUGUUCCUCAUCGAGAAGUCGUUUUCUUACCCGAAAAAUCAAUUGGAGAUCCAAAAGAUCACAUUAUUACAGCGCUAAAUAUUCCAAUGUUAGGUAUUUCGACACUUGCACAUGAUUUAUCAUUCUUUGCGGAAUUAGCUGUUAGCACAUUAGUGAAAACGACUUCAUCAGAUCCGUUAUUGACAUUGACUGCUCAUGAUUUUCUUUGGGGUUAUGAUGAUACUUUAAUCUCUCUUGCAUCAACUGUUGUGCCUUCUGUUAUUCCCUUUACGAAAUUAGGACUGCUCGAUAGAAUGUUUGAUGAUGGCGUGAAUGUUGUAACAAUAAAUUUGCCAGAAAGAGUGAAAAAACUUCGAGAAGUUGAGAGAUUAGCGGAAGAAGCAAAGCAAAUGAACAAAAGUAAGGCGACAACAACAGAUAGAGUCCUUGAUGAGAUGUUCAAUGCAUUGGACAAUGAAUCAAAUGAACGAAUGGAAAACCAAAAAGAACAAAAGAAAGAGCAAGAAAUGUAUAGUCCUUUGAUUCGUGAUUAUUCGAUCGAUAUGUGGAAUGGUUCUCCGGGUUUGCAUCAUUGGGGAUGGACAAAUGACAAAUCAGAAGCAUUAGAAAAAAAUACCGGAUGUAAUACUCUUCGUGGUAACUACGAUGGUACUCUGUUCCCUCGUAACAUUUCAAAGAAUGAAGUUUUCAAAUAUUAUCGCAAAUGCUUCUGUCGAACACUUCCCAUUGAAUUUACUCAUGAAGGAAUGAUGGAUGGCGUUGAAGCUUAUUGGUUCAAACUUGCAGAUCAUGCGUUCGAAAGUCGUUAUGAUGAUCCUGAAACUGCUUGUUUUUGCAAAAAGAAACAGUGCAUGAAAAAGGGACUUGGCAACAUCACGCCAUGUUAUUGGAAUAUUCCAAUUGCUGUAUCGUUGCCUCAUUUUUACAAUUCAGAUCCAUCUUUAAUAGAAGGCGUAGAUGGUCUCAACCCGCAAGAAGAGAAACAUGGAAGCAUAAUAGCAUUGCAACCUAAAUUAGGAAUACCGAUGAAAGUUCGAUCGCCAAUUCAAAUAAAUCUUGUGAUGGGUGAUGCAAAAUUCAACAGUCGUAUUAAGAACUUCCGAAAUACAGUGUUUCCUCUUAUUUGGGCAGAAAUUCGUGUUGAUAGACUCUCUGAUGAAUUAAUAUUGUUGCUACAAAUGCUGUUUGUUUAUGUUCCUCCAAUACAAGCAGGGUUCGCAUACUUACUUGCUUUGACGGGAGUUUCGUUAUUUGCUAUUGCAUGUUUAUCCAUCUUGUGUGUGCCGCCAAAAACAACUCAAGAAAAUUUGUACAGCAUUAAUAACAAUUGCUCAAGUUUUGGUCCAAAGCGAGAUAUAAGAUACUCUGCAGUGCGAAUUUUACCAUUGAUUGGAAGGGAAAUGGAAAAAUAUUAUGAAAAAGAUGACGAUAGAUUAGUUUAAAAAGGCCAUUAUUAUAGGUGUUUCUUGUCAAAUUAUAAUAAAAUGUAAUAGUAAGAAUGGGAAAAUAUUUACUUAUCAGCUCAAUUUUAUACAAAAAUUAGAUUAAAUAAAAUAAUACAAAUGUGAUAUCUAGUCAUUUAAG